Molecule: messenger RNA, 2772 nt
Organism: Protobothrops mucrosquamatus (brown spotted pit viper)
Lineage: Eukaryota; Metazoa; Chordata; Lepidosauria; Squamata; Viperidae
Gene: NUP98
Product: nucleoporin 98
Exons: 19
Coding region: 1-2772 (923 amino acids)
Biological process (GO): RNA export from nucleus; post-transcriptional tethering of RNA polymerase II gene DNA at nuclear periphery; protein import into nucleus
Cellular component (GO): nuclear pore cytoplasmic filaments; nuclear pore
Molecular function (GO): structural constituent of nuclear pore
Source: RefSeq, a predicted model, not a curated record
AUGUUUAACAAAUCUUUUGGAACGCCUUUUGGCAGCAAUGCGGGAGGAUUUGGAACCACCUCGACCUUCGGACAGAAUACUGGCUUUGGGACCACCAGCGGAGGAGCCUUUGGGGCGUCCGCCUUCGGAGCCAAUAACAAUGCCGGAGGACUCUUCGGCAGCACCCAGACCAAGCCAGGAGGGCUCUUUGGGGCAAGUACCUUCAGCCAGCCAGCCACGUCGUCCACUAAUACCGGUUUUGGUUUCGGCCCGUCCACUGGAACUUCCAGCGGCCUGUUUGGCACUACCAGCACAGGGGGAGGACUCUUCUCAACCCAGACCAAUGCCUUCGCCCAGAACAAGCCGGCGGGGUUUGGCAAUUUUGGGACAAGCACCAGCAGCGGAGGCUUGUUUGGCACCACUAACACAGCCUCCAACCCAUUUGGGGGCACAUCUGGCUCCCUGUUUGGGUCAACCAGCUUUUCCACCGUCCCUACCGGCACCACGAUUAAAUUCAACGCACCCACCGGCACGGAUACCAUGGUCAAGUCUGGCGUCAGCACCAACAUCAGCACCAAGCAUCAGUGCAUCACUGCUAUGAAGGAGUACGAGAGCAAAUCCCUCGAGGAGCUUCGCCUGGAAGACUAUCAGGCCAACAGGAAAGGCCCCACCAACCCAGUGGGAGCAGGGGCCACCCCGGGCUUGUUUGGAUCCUCCACCGCUACGUCCAGCACAGCCACAGGACUCUUUGGCUCCUCCACCACCAACACGGGCUUUUCCUACGGGGCAAACAAAACGGCGUUUGGAGCCAGUACCACCGGUUUUGGCACGGGGACCGGAAGUCUCUUCGGCUCGACGCAGCCGACGCCCAGCCUCUUCAACAAACCUUUUGGUCAGCCCACCACCGCCCAGAACACGGGCUUUUCGUUCACCAACACCAGCACCCUCGGGCAGCCCAACACCAACACAAUGGGCCUGUUUGGAGCGGCCCAGCCCACGCAGACGGGAGGCCUCUUUGGCACCGCGGCCAGCACCAACACUGCCGCUGCCUUUGGGACCGGAACCGGAAUCUUUGGACAGCCCAACGCCGGCUUUGGGGUCGGCGGCUCGUCUCUCUUCAGCAACAAGCCCGCUGGCUUCGGCACCACCACCACCAGCGCCCCCUCCUUUGGGACCACAACCACUGGGCUUUUCGGGUUCAAUGCAAACACCACAGGAAACAGCCUCUUUGGAAACAAGCCUGCGACCGGGACUCUGGGCCCAGGCCUCGGGGCAGGAUUCGGGACAGCCCUUAAUGCAGGUCAGAAUUCGCUGUUUGGCAACACGCAGCCCAAGCUGGGGGGCACGCUCGGGACAGGAGCCUUUGGUGCCCCUGGAUUUAACACCUCGACCGCCACGCUGGGCUUCGGAGCGCCACAGCCUGCCGUGGCUCUGACGGAUCCCAACGCCUCUGCGGCCCAGCAGGCCGUUCUGCAGCAGCACCUCAACAGCUUGACCUACUCGCCCUUCGGGGACUCGCCGCUCUUCCGGAACCCCAUGUCUGACCCAAAGAAGAAGGAGGAGAGGCUGAAGCCCACCAACCCGGCGGCCCAGAAGGCGCUGACCACGCCCACGCAUUACAAGCUGACGCCCCGCCCGGCGACCCGCGUGCGCCCCAAAGCCUUGCAGACGAGCGGCUCUUCCAAAUCCCACCUUUUCGAUGGUCUGGAUGACGACGAGCCUUCCCUGACCAAUGGCGCCUUCAUGCCCAAGAAGAGCAUCAAGAAACUGGUUUUGAAGAACCUCAACAGCAGCAGCGUCUUCUCUCCCGGCAGUGCCGAAGUGGACGACAUUGCCUCACCCUCCAUCUAUCCUGAGAACGGGGAUCGGUACGUCUUCCUCUUUAGGUCGGUGAAUGAGGACCACCAGCCGGACGAAGAGCAGGAAGAGGAAAGCUACUCCCGGGAGAUGUCCAGGUUCUUAGCCAACUCCAUCGCCAAGCCCCUCCCCCAGACCCCAGAGAACGCCCCGCACAAGCACCACAGCAACAGCGUGGACGACACCCUCGUGGCCCUCAAUGUGCGGCCGGGGCUGCGCAACGGGCUGGAGAACAGCACGGAGGAAGCUUCCUACCACGAGGACUCCCUGCAGGAGGAGCAGGACAAGGAGAGCGAAGACCAGCUCCUCCCCGCCCACCCCGCAGGAAUUGUCUUGACACGAGUGGGCUACUACACCAUUCCCUCCCUGGAGGAGUUGGCCAAGAUGACCGAUGACCAAGGAGAAUGCUUCGUGACCGACUUCACUAUUGGCCGUAAAGGCUACGGCUCCAUCUACUUCGAGGGCGAGGUCAGUCUGACCAGCCUGAACCUGGACGAGAUCGUGCACAUCCGCAGGAAAGAGGUCAUCGUCUACCCGGAUGACGAACUGAAGCCCCCCAUCGGGGAGGGCCUGAACAGGAGAGCCGAAGUCACCUUAGACGGGGUUUGGCCCACGGACAAGACCUCGCGCUGCUUGAUCAAGAGCCCAGAGCGGCUGGCGGAGAUGAACUACGAAGGCCGGCUGGAAGCCGUCUCUCGGAAACAGGGAGCCCAGUUCAAGGAGUACCGCCCCGAAACCGGUUCAUGGGUGUUCAAGGUGGCCCACUUCUCAAAGUACGGCCUGCAGGAUUCCGAUGAGGAAGAGGAGGACAACCUGGCCAAAGUGGAGGCCAAGAAAUUAAAAACUGCUCAGCUGCCCCUGCCGGGCCAGCCGAUGUCUCACCAGAUGGCUGCACCUGGGAAGCUGGCACCUCCUCCCAAGGUAGGGAAACAAUAA